AUGAGUGAUAAAGGAUUUACGAGUAAUCAAGAAUACCCUUCGCAACAACCCCAACAGGGUUAUUAUUAUCCUCCGCCACCACCACCACCAAAUUAUCAACCUCAAAAUACUAGUUAUUAUAAUGCUCAACCACCUCCAGCACAACAAGGGUACUAUCAACCAACACCACAACCACAACCAAUUAUCAUUCAGCAACAACCCCCAAAACAGAGUAAUACUAGUUCACUUUGUUUAGGAUGGUAA
Messenger RNA from Entrophospora sp. SA101, 243 nucleotides. Lineage: Eukaryota; Fungi; Glomeromycota; Glomeromycetes; Entrophosporales; Entrophosporaceae. The record is from the annotation of a GenBank genome assembly.